UCGUGUGCCGCGGCGACGCUCUUCUGGAUACGGACUCGUUAGGAGUCGCUUAUUUGUCUUCGGCCGUAGUAUGGGUUCAUUAUGGACUUUUUACGUUCAGUUUCUUUUUUUGCGAGAGGUUACCUUACAUUUUCUAUGGGCUCUUUGUAAUGUUAAUAAUAUUAGACAGGACAAAGUAGCCCUAGCGCGCUACAUGAACUGUAUCUUUCCGUACCCAGCAUCAUCUCACCUGUGCGCGUGCGCAGUGUAACUGGUCUGUUACUGAACAGCGUAGGAAGGCAGCAUGUGGAAUCGCAGCGGCAGCGGCAGCAGGGCGAAGAGUUCAGCGCUCGAAAGAGCCAUGGCACACCUGCAGAGACAGAGGGGUCCCACUCGAACCGACCGGCUUGUUGUCCAGAUGCCUGCUGCUGCUGCUGCUGAACUACAGGAACAUUUGGGUUCCCUGACUAAGAUGACACAUACUAGGAUAUCGGAAGCCGCCCGGUCCCGCCUCUUCCGGAACUUGGGUGACAUCUCCUCCGACGAAAGCGCACCCGAACAGCAGCUCGUAGACGCCGGGCGAGGCGGUCGGGAAGACCCAGCGGCAGCAGGAGGCACGAGGAGCCCCGUGGUGAGUAGGUUCCUCAAAAAGGCAUCCUUCCCUCAACUGACUUCCAGUAACCCGUCGCUUGAGAUGAUCGAGACAACCGAAGGAAGGUCUGCUGGGACGGGCUUGGGCCAGCACCGCUCGCAGAGCCUGGCCCUAAGCAGGCUGGCGCUUGUCGAGGAUCGCAUUAGGAGCCGCAGACAGGCAACAAGUGGCUCCGGUGCAGGAGCGGACCCACCCCCACCGGCGGCUGCUGAGAGUAGUGCCGAGUCCUCUCGGUCCGGCGUUGAGCCCAGCGUGAAAGGGAGCCGCUUCCUGAAGAAGAGGGACGGGCCAGCGAUCUUGCGGAAAGACCCGAAUGUCACAGCCGCUUCCAGUUGUACUGCACCACAACCCAAGUUUGUGAGUAAAGGAGUGAAUCUUGACAGCGAUGAGGAGGAUAUGAAGAAACUCCUGGGGAACUACGUUCAUUCCGAUGAGAUUCUGUUAGAUGAGGGCAGGCCCGUGCCUCAAGACACCUCAGUUCCUUCGCAACAGUUCAGCAAAAUAACCUCAAUCAAAGGCAAAUCCCAGUCUCCCUCAGACUCAAGUUAUGGUUCAGAGGAACCGUCUGACAAAGUAAAUUUUCAGGGAAGCUCAUCGUACUCAGUGGAAUCUGCCUCAGUGGUUGGCUCCCUUUCCUCAUCGCCAUCCAAUAUCACCACAACUGGAAAGACUUUGUCCUCAAGCCCCCAGCUUUUGAGGCCUUCCCAGUCAUCAGUUGGGGCGCCCAGUGAUGUCAGAUCAUUGGAUGAGCUCUUUGUGGAUGGUCCACCUUCCACCGAUUCCACCUGUGAGAAGAGUAUACUGUCAGAUGAGUUCAAGAUUAAUGUCAUGACCUUGGAUGACUUAGCCCCUGAUGUUUCUGGAACAUCUCAGACAUCUAAAAAAGAGGCCAAAACCACCGUGAAUGCAUUCGAAGAGACUAAGUCAUCCUCACACAGCCCAAAAGGAGUGGAUGCCAACGAAGAAGUGACUGAAGGGGAGCUGGAGCCAGCAGAAGCUGAUUAUGAGAGUGAUUUUGAAAGCGAAAUCAAGACUGAGACGGAGCAGAACGUCAGUGACACAUCUGAGCUCCGUGGAGCUCGGAGCAGGGACAGGACCGCCAGUAGUGAAGGCCAGGAUUCUGUUUCUGAAAGACUGCAGCAGCAUGACCUUUCUAGUCAAUCAGAGAGGGAAGGAGAAGCUCCAAGAUCUGAACUGAACUUGAUCCAGUCAGGAGCAAAUAAAUAUUCUGAGUCACGGAGUAGUUGUAGCAGGGGUUCAUAUUCGAGAAUUGCAUCUGAAGCCAUCACUCCACUCCAAAGAGAAUGCACCCCAUCAGAAAGCAGAAAUGUGAGAGACACUGCUACUCAGACACAAGCAGAUGGGCUGUCCUACACCUGCUCUACUGGUAUGGCUACUUUGGGUCCUUUGGGAGGAAUAUCCUACACUGAUCCUACUCCUGUAGCAAGUGGUAUUGUCUGUACUGAGGCACUAGAAGCCUUCACAGCCUACAACCCAGCAGUGCUUGUGCUCAAUGACAUGCUGAGGCAACAGCUGGCUCUGACCAGGCAGUUUGUGGAAACCAGUAGACACCUUCACAAUUCAGUCCUGGAGUCAUUGGGACCUGCAAACUACCAUUACGCAACCCUACGGGACACCAAGGAGUUCAUUAAAAGUCACAAGCCUCCCAGGCUGACAAUGGAGGAAGCACUUGAGGAGGUACUGCAGGAGAUGCGGGAGUAUCACUAUAUAUGAUUUGGAAGAUCGGAGGCUGAGAGGGACUGAAGUGACUUGUUUCAGUCCUAGGUUUCACAUUUCAAUCUGUAACUGUGAAUACUAAGUAUUUUGUAAUUUUGGGACAUGAAAUGAAUUGGUGUCAGAGUCGCAGUUUACAUUUGAUUGUUUUCUUUCUAGCUUCAUAUUCAAAAACCAGUGAAUUACAAACCUUCAUUGUAAGUGAAUAUUGUGGAAUAACAAUUUGCAGUAAUAUAGAUUACAAAUUCUGUACCUUUCACGUUUAAAAAUGUUUAACAAGAAAGGAUUGAACAUGGAUGUACAUAAGUUUUCUUUUCAUUGCCAGGGUAUUUCAUCAAUAGCAUUGCUCUUUCUUACGUAAUGCGUUUUAGAUAAACAUUUGGGUAUUUUUGGAGUUUGCAGCUCUUUUACAGUAUAUUUUAAUGUAUUUAGGAAGUAUUGUAUGUCUCUAUAACAACGAUAAAUUUUUACCAACUCAGGAAACCCACCUAUUAUUUGACCAAUGGUUUGCAUGUUGUGUACGUUUUUCACAAGGGUGUCUGGUCAUGGUGUGCCUGUGUCCCCUCAUUUUAUACUGCUGCUGCUUCCAACAGUACUUGCUUUGUAAUGCUUACUUCCUGUUGUCCUGUGAGGGAUUCACUGCGUGAAGGUCAGCCAUAUGGACUUUUCCACAACUGUGUACCCAGUGAACAACGAGAUCUAAGACAGCUGGUUCCAAAUGAGAAUAGCUGCCACCACAAGACAGUCAACAGCUAUAAAAUCGACAUGGUAAAAUGAGCCAGACAUGGAUUCAGUGGCUGUAGUCUUUCUUUCCUUCAUGUGAGACAAAGCUACCUAUAGUUUAAGGUCAACUAGCAGUUAUGAUAACCUAGUGAUGCCUUUAUUCCUCAUUUGACUGUUCUUUACAUCCCUCACACCUUGAGUCCACUAAGACUGUCUUUGAGAUUCUUAGUCCUCACUUGGUACUGUUUCAGACCCAGAAGAUCCAAAGGAGCCAUAAUUUUCCAUAAGCUGUAGGCUGCCACUCGUGACAGUUGAUUUUAACAGAUGUACUUGAUUAUUUCUUUUACUUCCUGUUCCUGUAGGGGUAGCAGGUAGCAUUGGUACUGUACUGUUUGGGGUAUUGAACUUGGACAUCAGUAAGUAUUCCUCAAAAGAGCACAAAUGUGUCACAUUAGACUGUGAAAUAUACAUAUUAAUUUUUACAGACUAAGGUCACAGCAACAUACAGCUAGAGGUAGUACACAUACAUCAAACUAGGGGUCAGGGUCUAGAGGUUACACAGUAUGUUACAGAUGUGAUCGUGUAGCAUAUUAGUUUUCAAUAGGCUCAUUCCUAGUGGCGAUACUAAUGCACAGCCUUUAUCAGCUACCGUCACCUUUAUGUAGGGAUAUCAAUAGUUAAAUUUGGAUAAUAUGUGAAGUUAGAAAAUAAAAAAAGCCACAUUCAACUUGGUAAAAUGAGGACUAAAGGACCUAUGUGCUUAAAACUCACCACUGUAAGUAGGAUUUUGGAAGAGCAUACUUUUAGCUCACCAAAAGGUGUUUUAUUGUUCAGGAUGGACACAUUUCGAUGGGAAGCCUUCUUCAGCAAUGGUAUGUGAUUAACCCUUUGAAAUAUUGUAACCUUUAGCCCUUGGACUAUGCUUGUAGAUUUAUUUGAGGUUUAUCCAUGUUUCUGUGUCUAUGCUUCUGUGA
Molecule: messenger RNA, 4062 nt
Organism: Scleropages formosus (Asian bonytongue)
Lineage: Eukaryota; Metazoa; Chordata; Actinopteri; Osteoglossiformes; Osteoglossidae
Gene: c9h19orf44
Product: chromosome 9 C19orf44 homolog
Exons: 8
Coding region: 284-2365 (693 amino acids)
Source: RefSeq, a predicted model, not a curated record